AUAGUCAAAUUAUUUAUGUUUUUUUAUUUUAAUAUUAUAAGAACCCCCUUCCAGUUACAGUUGUGAUUUUUAACAUACCAUACGUUAAAAUGCGAAGUAUUAUUUUAAUUAUUAUUUAUCCGUUUUUAUUUUUAUUGUAUUAGUCUUUCAUUUUAAAAUUGCAUUUCAAUAUUAUAAGGACCCCUUCCAAUAUUUCUUGGCCAUAUUUCUUUAAACCACGUAGUUUUGUCAUUUGUUGUUGUUAUUCACAUUUUGUAUCAGUACAUUAUUAGUGAUUCGUGUCCUGGAAGGUCUACUUUGUCAUGCUCUGAAGAUGUCCCUUGCCAGGCUAGGCACCAAUUCGAAUGGGAUUUUGGAGGACACCUCUAACGGCACUAUCCCGAUCAGCACGCUCCGGAUGCUGGACUGGGGCGAGUCUGGCGGCCGGGUGCUGCGGAGCUUGGAUAUUGGCACAGUCAUGACUCUUUUCUAUCAGAAGAAGUCCCAGAGACCCGAGAGAAGAACUUUCCAGGUUAAACAAGAAACCAGACAGAUCAUAUGGAGCCGCAACCGUGACAAAAUAGAAGGAGAAAUCGAUAUCCGGGAGAUCAAGGAGAUCCGGCUGGGGAAGUCCUCUCGUGAUUUCGAUCGGUACCCGGAAGAGGUGAGGAAGCUGGACUCCUCUCAGUGCUUCAUCAUCCUGUACGGCAUGGAGUUCCGGCUCAAGACUCUCAGCGUGGCCGCCUUUAGUGAGGAGGAGGUGACCCUGUGGAUUACUGGCUUGACCUGGCUGGUAAUGGACUCACAGAAGGCUUCUGCACCUUAUCAGAUCAACAGGUGGCUCCGGAAACAGUUUGACUCCAUGGACAGGAACCGAGAAGGCAGCAUCUCAGUGAAGGAUUUGAAAGCCAUGCUGCCCCAGGCAAACUACAGAGUACCCAACAUGAGAUUCCUCAGAGACAAACUGUUGUGUCUCGUUCCUUCUCCCCAGGAGGUAGAAGCUCGCUCUGAACUGUCUUUCACACACUUCACUCAGCUCUACAAGAACCUCAUGUUCGACGCCCAGAAAUCAAUCAUUGACCAGCUCGAGCUGUCCUUCCCUCUCAGGAACGUGGAUCGUCCGGAGCUCUGUCAGAUAACCCUGUACGACUUCCAGAAGUUCCUCCAGUUAGAUCAGAAGGAAGGCUGGGCGAGCGAUCUCAACAAGGUGAGAGAGUUCAUGUGCAGCUACCAGAAAGAGUCUCAGAGACACACUGAACCCACACUGCAGCUGGAUGAGUUCCUGACGUUCCUGCUGUCGAAGGAGAAUAUGAUCGUGGAGCGAGGCGGCGGGCAGGUCCGCCCUGAGGAGAUGAAGCACCCGCUGUCACAGUACUGGAUCAGCUCCUCUCAUAACACGUACCUGACUGGUGACCAGUUCUCCAGUGAGUCAUCACUGGAAGCCUAUGCUCGCUGUCUCCGAAUGGGCUGCCGCUGCAUCGAGCUGGAUUGCUGGGAUGGGCCAGACGACCUGCCCAUCAUCUACCACGGACACACUCUGACAUCCAAAAUCAAGUUCCUGGAUGUACUGUACACCAUCAAAGAGCAGGCCUUUGUUACCUCUGAGUUUCCUGUCAUCCUGUCCAUCGAGGACCACUGCAGCGUGGUCCAGCAGAGGAACAUGGCCUCGCUCUUCAAGAAGGUCUUUGGAGACAUGCUGCUCACCAAGCCAGUGGACAUCAAUGCAGAUGAGCUCCCCACCCCAUACCAGCUCCGCAGGAAGAUAAUCAUCAAGCACAAGAAGCUGGUGGAAGGGAACAUGUACGAGGAGGUGUCUUCAGCCAGCUACUCUGAGAACGACAUCAGCAACUCCAUCAAGAACGGAAUCCUGUACCUGGAGGACCCCAUCGAUCAUAACUGGAGCCCUCACUACUUUGUGCUGACCAGCAAUAAGAUCUAUUACUCUGAGGAGACGUCAUGCUACCAGAGCACGGACGAGGAGGAGGAAGAGGAGCACAAGGAGGAGUCCAAUAACAACGAGCUGCACUUCAAUGAGAAGUGGUUUCAUGGGAAGCUGGGUGGAGGUCGCGACGGGAGGCAGAUCGCAGAGAAGCUUCUCCAUGAGUACUGCGGGGAGAGUGGGGGCAAGGAUGGCACAUUCCUGGUGAGGGAGAGUGAGACCUUCGUGGGAGACUUUACCCUGUCCUUCUGGAGGUCUAGCCGAGUCCAGCACUGCCGGAUACACUCGCGACAGGAGGCCGGUGUCACGAAGUUCUACCUGACAGAUAACCUGGUCUUCGACAGCCUCUACAGCCUGAUCUGCCACUACCGCGAGGUGCCCUUGCGUUGCAAUGAGUUUGAGAUGAGACUGAGCGACCCUGUGCCCCAGCCCAAUGCACACGAGAGCAAGGAGUGGUUCCACGCGAACUUGUCCCGCUUGCAGGCCGAGCACAUGCUGAUGAGGGUCCCACGUGACGGAGCCUUCCUGGUGCGCAAGCGGAGCGAGCCCAACUCCUUCGCAAUCUCCUUCAGGGCGGAGGGGAAGAUAAAGCACUGUCGGAUCCAGCAGGAGGGUCGUCUCUUCAUGCUGGGCAGCUCAGCUGAGUUUGAGAGUCUGCUGGACCUGAUCAGCUACUACGAGAAGCACCCGCUGUACCGCAAGAUGAGACUGCGCUACCCAAUCAACGAGGAGACGCUGGAGAAGAUGGGCACCACGGAGCUGGACUAUGGAGCACUGUACGAAAUGCGGACUCCUCACUUCUACGUGGAAGCGAACAAGAUGCCUACAGCCAGGUGCACAGUGAAGGCUCUGUAUGACUAUCGAGCCCAGAGGGAGGACGAACUCUCCUUCCCAAAGCAAGCCAUCAUUCUCAACGUGGACAAGCAGGAGGGGGGCUGGUGGCGUGGUGACUACGGGGGUAAGAAGCAGCUGUGGUUCCCAGCCAAUUAUGUGGAGGAGAUCCCCACCUCCCGUGCACAGGGGCAGGACGAGGCAUCCGUCGAGAACAGCCCCCUGGGAAACUUCCUCAAGGGCUUUAUUGAUGUGCCGACCUGCCACGUAGUGGUUCACAAGGAUGGGAAGAGCUCCCGGCCCUUCGUCUUCACCCUGCAUUCCCAGUCUCAUCCUGUCCAGAUGCUGGACGUGGCCGCUGACACUCUGGAGGACCUCAACGACUGGGUCGCCAAGAUAAGAGAGGCUACACAGAAUGCCGAUGCCAGGAUGCAGGAAGGGAAGCAGAUGGAGCGCAGGAAGAAGAUUGCCCUGGAGCUCUCAGAGCUGGUGGUGUACUGCCGGCCCGUGCCCUUCGACGAGGACAAGAUCGGCACAGACAAGGCUUAUUACCGUGACAUGUCCUCGUUUCCUGAGACCAAGGCUGAAAAGUAUGCUAACCGCAGCAAGGGCAAGAAGUUCCUGCAGUACAACCGAAGGCAGCUCUCUCGUAUCUACCCCAAGGGCCAGCGCCUCGACUCCUCCAACUACGACCCCCUGCCCAUGUGGCUGUGCGGGAGCCAGCUGGUCGCCCUCAACUUCCAGACCCCAGACAAGCCAAUGCAGCUGAACCAGGCCCUGUUCACACUGGGGGGGCAGAGUGGCUAUGUGCUGCAGCCUGACAUCCUGAGAGAGGACAGCUUCGACCCCUUCGACAAGAGCAGCCUCAAACCGGUGGAGCCCAUCACUGUGCAGCUGCAGAUCCUGGGAGCGCGGCACCUCCCCAAGAACGGCCGCAGCAUCGUUUGCCCCUUCGUGGAGGUGGAGGUGUGCGGAGCUGAGUACGACAGCAGCAAGUGCAAGACUGACGUCGUGGCGGAUAAUGGUUUGAAUCCAGUCUGGUUGCACAAGCCAUUUGUGUUGGACAUCAACAACCCUGACUUCUGCUUCCUGCGCUUCGUAGUGUAUGAGGAGGACAUGUUCAGCGACCCCAACUUCCUGGCGCAGGCUGUGUUUCCCGUCAAGGAGCUCAAGACUGGGUAUCGCUCAGUCCCUCUGAAGAACAGCUACAGUGAAGAUCUGGAACUGGCCUCCCUGCUGGUGCACAUCGAGAUUGUCAAUGCCAAGGAGGAGGACGAUGAGAACCUGUACUCCUCGAUCCAGCAGCUCCGGGAUCGCACCAGUGAGCUGUCCACCCAGGUGUCCUCCUUCGAGAGGAGCAACGCCUGUGACCAGCGAUACCAGCAGCGUGUGGACGAGCUCCGAGCGGCACAGGAACAGCUCACUGAGCUCACAGAGACUCGCACCCGCAGGCUGAUGGAGAAGAAGAGGCGGGAGAAACUACGGCAGCAGAUGGCGACAAAACGCAGCUAAGCAAACCAGCGGGGGAGCUGGCGAGACAGAGGAUACAGCCAGGGCCGUUUCCAUGGAUAUGCUGUGUGGCAGGAGUUGAGGUCUCCUGGGCAAUCCUUGCACAUGCAUCUCCUGCAUGAAGCAAAAAAAACAAAGAAAGAGACAGACUCCAGUGUUGAAGGAAGGAAUUUCAAAUCAUGCAGCUUUCUGUGCCUUUACAUGUCUUUCCUCUCUUUAUAAUAAUGUGUUUAUUUCCCCCAGGUUGCAGGGAGUAAAAUAGGUCAGGUCAAUGUAGUGUGUACUCAUAUUCCUCUUGUAAACUUUUCUCAUGGUAAAAACAUAGCAAAGUGCAAGAAAGCACAGCGAAAGCAUAAGCAAGCAUUGCAAAGCAAAGAGAGGUAUGGUAAAGCAUAUUAAAAGACAUGGCCAACCAUGGGAAAUAGUGUAACAGUUGGAAAAGCACUGGAAAACUGCAAAAUUACAGUGAACAUUUAUUGUAGUAAACUUUUAUAAGGGUAGCUUAAGCACAUAUCUACAGUAAGGGGAGCAUUAGCACAGCCUGGCAAUAUACAGGGUGAUUCAUAAUUGGUGCUACAUUGUUGUUUUGCAUUGUUUUCAAUUCUAGUUAUAUGUUGACAUUGUGGUAGCCAUACAGUGUGUCACAGAGCAUCUGUCACACAUUUUUUCCUUUGCAUUUUAUCCCCCACGUACCGUCCAGUUUUUCCAAUGCACCUAAUGUGUGAAUUAUGAAUCACCCUGUGCUAUGAAAGACCAGUCACUAAAAUAGUAUGGACCUGUUUCUGGUCUGGAGUUUUGCCAGUGGGGUUUUUCCUUAAGUCUAAUAUAAGCAACGUUUAAAAAUUCCACAGUCACUGCUGCUGGUGCAGUACAGUUCAGGGCUGUCAAAUUAUAGCAUUGCUAUCCUUUCAGUUUCCAAACAACAAAAAUAAACAAAAAACUAAAAUAAGCAAAAUGUCAUUCUUAGCUUUCUCAGUACAUUGUUAUUUGGUACUUCUUUAAAAGACUUGUGUAUGUUAUUCCCUAUUUAAAAGACUGAUUUAUAGUAAAAACAUAGCGAUGUAUAAUACAGCAUAGUGCAAGCAUGGGAAAGCCUAGAGAGGUAUGAUAAAGCAUAUUCAAAGAAAUGGCCCCAACUAUGGUAAAUGCACAGUACAAACAAGGGGAAAGCAUGGAGAUAAACUGCAGAAACUUUUAGAAGGGUAGCUCAGCAUAUGUAACUAAAAGUUCUCCAAUUCUCUCAAUUAGCAGUGGUGAGUCUCCCCACACAAGGCCAGGAAGAACCUCAGGGCACUCGUUUCUCAGAGACCCCCCCCCCCCCCCCCCCCCCCCCCCCCCCCCCAGUUACUUACAGUCCUCUAUGCAAAACCACUGAAGCGUUUUGUUACACAGCUGCCAUUAAUUGCCUUUAGGGAGCAUUCCUAGUAUCCUAGAUUGUAUGAGAGGCAGAUGGGGAUGCUGCAGGUCUUAGACUGGUGUGGUUAAGGAACACAGUCUUUAUAUCCCAAAAGGAGGCAAGAGAACACCCAAACCAUUAGACCAGAAGAGAUCUCACCCUAGCCUUCAGCUGUAGACCUCCCGGUGGGUUCAAGCCCACUGCACCAGAACGUCACUAUGAAAGCUAAUCCCUGCAUAACCUCCUCAAAAUUACUGUCAUCAUUCAUUUCUGAAUGGACUUCAGUGUUAGUUUUGAGGGUUCUCUCUUCCCUUACUUUGUGUACUUUUUCAGGGUUGUUCACUUGUUAAUUGCACCCCUCAGCUGUGUGGGUUCAGUGUGUGUUUGAGGGGGUUAUUACAAGGGGGUUUGAAUCUCUUACUUGUGGUUUAAGUGCCAACCCCAACCAGAUAGUGGACCUGCACAACUAAUCACCAAAGAGGAGAUGUUUUGAGGACCAACAUUGGGAAUGCCCAGCCCUGGUCUUGUGUUUGGCUUUGUAUCCCUGAUGCACAGGGGAUGAAGGGAUUCCUCAUUUCAAAUCAUAUCAGUAUUAAUAAAGACUAAAGUUAAUCCACA
Polyodon spathula (Mississippi paddlefish) is the source of this 6272-nucleotide messenger RNA. Its product is annotated as 1-phosphatidylinositol 4,5-bisphosphate phosphodiesterase gamma-1-like. Gene Ontology annotation, biological process: phospholipid catabolic process; positive regulation of epithelial cell migration; phosphatidylinositol-mediated signaling. Bases 314 to 4261 code for a protein of 1315 amino acids. Gene Ontology annotation, molecular function: protein binding; calcium ion binding; phosphatidylinositol-4,5-bisphosphate phospholipase C activity. The record is from RefSeq and is a predicted model, not a curated record. NCBI's taxonomy places the organism in Eukaryota, Metazoa, Chordata, Actinopteri, Acipenseriformes, Polyodontidae. The transcript has 32 exons.